Penaeus vannamei (Pacific white shrimp) is the source of this 2591-nucleotide messenger RNA. RefSeq lists its product as uncharacterized. The record is from RefSeq and is a predicted model, not a curated record. NCBI's taxonomy places the organism in Eukaryota, Metazoa, Arthropoda, Malacostraca, Decapoda, Penaeidae.
CUAACAAUGUUUACAAACAAAGAGGAGCAGACGAUGCGGGACGUAUUUAUGGCAUCUCGUUUUCUAGGAAUUUCGGGAUAAUUCUCAUUUAUUCAAUCCGCGCUGUAGGCAUGGCAGAACUAAACAGGACUAAGGAUGCAGUGAUAAAUAGUCCGUCUUAUCCCGAGGGUGAAUUAGUGUGCCCGAGACCCACGGAGGAAGGGAAAAACCCAGACGUCACAGUACUUCCGACUCCAGAACCUUUACAAAUUAAAGUGAAUUCCGAGCACCAUGUGUAUCUAAUAGUAAACGAGAAGGAAAUUCACGGGACGGAGAAGGCGUUAGCGAUUGACUCUGAGAGUGUCAGUGAUGAAGAAGGGGAAAAAGAAAAUGAGAAUGGAGACAAUCCAGCCAGUUCUGAAAAAGCUUACUCCACAAAGACUUUCGAUGAUGAUCUUACUAAUAAAGUUAAGCUUAUCAUUAACAUAGAGGGAUUUAAAGAAGCGGGAGGCCUUUUGUAUAUUGGGUGCAAGAAUGAAGUUGAAAAGACUAAUCCAUCAAAAAUAUCAGAAUGGUUUACAGCUGAUUUCCUGAACCAUCAUAGAAUAUAUGCCAUUAAAGAAGAGGAGCCAUUUUUAUUAAGGGUUUUUACUAGAAAUCAUGAAUCUACUAAUCGUGGUAUCAGGAAAAAAGGAGGACGUAAGGUUAUGCUAAUGGGGAAGGAGGUUUUUGGAGAUGUGUUAUUUGCCUGUGGCCACUGUGGCUACAGGUCUCAUGAAGGGAGUAAUGUCAGAAGGCAUUUAAAGAAGUCAGUAUGUCUCAAGGAAAAAGGAUACUCAGAGGAAGAUUUGGUUGGGUUAGAUAGAACAGAGCGGAGAAAAUUCCUAAGACGAGUGGCAGCUGCUAAGUUUAGAGCGAAGAAAAGAGCAAAAGCGAGCAAAGAGGAUGCUACUCCAGCAGUCAAUGGAACAGAAGUAACCGAACAACAGAAAACUAUGCCUAGCAAUUUUGGAUCAUAUUCACUGCCAAUGGGUAUGAGCAAUAACUCCUAUGUUGAGAACCUUGUUGAAAUUCAAGAAAGAUGUGGAUCUGACGGAACAAACAGAAGUGGCACAGGACUGACUCCACAAGUGCCUAACACAAUUGUAGUAAAUAGUUUGCCACCACCAAAAGUGAAGAGAAAAGCACCCAAGUAUAAAGCCCUUACCCUUGGUCCAGCUGUAGAACGUGAAGUAGUCCGGCGUGUGUCCUAUGACAUUUUCACAGUGAAUGAAAACAAUGAGAGAAUAGCAUGGAAACCUCCAACGUGCCAUAAGGCAUCACCUGGUGAUAGGACCUGCCAAAUUGUAUUCAAAGGAGCAAGAAUGAAGAGGAGAUGCAUGGACUUGCCUGUGCCAAUGGUGUUGAUAUACCGUAAGCUAGACUGCAAGACACAUCACUGCUGCUUCACUCUGUUUCAUCCGAGUGCCCGUAUUGCCUUUAAAAAUGAUUCUGCAUCGAAGGCUUCUGUUAAUAUCAAGAUGUAUGGAGACAUCGUAAUGACUCAGGAGUUCUACCACUAUUUCGUCUCCCUACUGUCGAUAAUGAAGAUGAAGUCGUCCCAGACAGCGAGGCACCUGACGAGCGUCUGGGAAACCAUCAUUGCCGACCGCCUGGGAUCGCCCGCCAUACCCGAGGAACACCGCAAGAUUAUCACGCUUUCCAAACAGACGGUGAAGUCGAUCUGGGCGAGCAUCGAGGAGGAGGCGGGCAGCCGCGGCGGCCUCAAGCUGCUGAAGGGGCCCGCUCGGAAGAAGAAGCCCCCGGCUCCUGCUGCCCCCCUGCCCCCCCUCCCCCCCGCCAUGCCCCGCUGAACGGCCCCAGCGCCGCGCCGGUCGCCGUGUGCUCGGCCGCCGCGGCGCCCAUGGCCCCCCCCCGCCAUGCAGCACCACUGCAUGAAGCGCCUCAACGCCAUCCAGCCCAAGCCGCCCGCCGCCGCCGCCCAAACCGCCCAUGAUGGCCCCCCCCCCCCACGCACAACCACAUGCAGCAGCCCCCGCACGCCCCCGUGCCGCAUACCCACUGGCUGGGGCAGGCGCCGCAGUACCCCCACAACAUGACCCCCUACCCCAUGGCUCCCCCCCCGGCGGCCGAAUACUACCCCAUGCCAGGGCACUUCAUGGCACAGUACACGCCCGCGACCAUGGGCACCUCGCCUUAGGAGACUCAGAAAAACGUUAUUUUCAUUUUUAUUAUUAAUAAUAAUUUUACUGAAAGAAUAUAACAAUGGAAAUGUAUAUAAUUAAAAUAUAUAAUUAUUGCGGAUGUGUGACAGUGAGACAUUUUAUAACAUUCCAUAUACAGUCAUGUUGCAUUGGUCAUUGUGCAUGUUUUUACUUGAUAAACGGAGUCAUUAAAUUAUUUAUACAGAGCAUGCCGAUAUCCAUUUCUUGGCGUUUAUUUAUUUAUCGUAUAUUUAUCACUCAAUUGUUACGGAAAUGUUUGCAUUGUUUACAUUUCCAUAAAAAACAUGUCUAAGUUCAACGAAUCAAAUGUAUGUCUUUCUACAUUAUUUUUUCACGUAAAGAAUGACAUAAUGCGACAAUUUAUUGAUCUGAACUGACGAAAAUAAA